AUGUACAAGCCCAAUAUUUUACUUAUACACCACCUAUCGAUUAUUAUCAUCGGAAAUCAUUGUCAGGCAGCUAUAGGGUGGACAACAGCAGAAGGUGUGCAAUAUUUAUGCGGUGGAACACUGAUAACAUCAAACUUCGUAUUAACAGCAGCACACUGCACUGCAGGAGGAAAAGAACCGGACACUGUUCGCCUUGGGGACAUCGAUCUCAGCAGCAGGGCGGAUAAUGAAUUUGCACAGCAGAUCAAAAUUCGAAGGUUCAAGCAACAUCCACGGUAUAGACCAAGUAAAAAGUAUUUCGAUAUUGCUUUGAUUGAGCUGGAAAGACCGGCCAAAAGUUCGGAAGCCGUCUGUCAUGCCUGUUUAUGGUUGGAAAAGGAUGUUCCACCGGAAAUUUUGAGUGCCGUUGGUUUUGGCGCGUUGGGAUUUGCUGCAAAGUUAAGCUCAACAUUACAAAAAGCGAAGUUGACUACUGUUAAUAAUUCAGAAUGCAUGCAUCGCUUAUUUUUAGACACGCGGUCGCUACCGAAAGGCCUUUUGAAGGAACAGUUUUGUGCUGGUAGUGAGACUAUGGACACUUGUGAGGGAGACUCUGGUGGACCGAUUCAAACUGUAAGGGUUGACGUGGACGGUUCACAAAUCCCAUUAAUAGUCGGGGUUGGAUCAUUUGGAUCGCCAUGCUCGGAAGGAUCCACUGGAGUGUACACUCGUGUGGCCUCCUACCGACAGUGGAUAGAAAACGAAACCAAUACGAGUUUUAGUUAUACGGAGUCCCCUAUAAGUGACGAAACGGUACGCGUUGAAGAUGUUUAUAUUCAUCCAGGAUACAAAAACGGAAAUAAACCGGAAAAUGAUGUUGCCUUAGUGAAGUUAUCUAUGUAUUUGAUUGCCCAAAAGAACCUACUUCCGGCCUGUCUAUGGAGGGGUCAUGUUGAAGAGGCGUUCAAUGAAAUAUAUUAUUCAGUCUAUACUAGCGAUAUUUCUCCGGGUGAUCGUGGCCAGCAAUUAUUCAUUAAAGGCAAAAUGACUGACAAUGGACGAUGCACUGAUCCUCUACAUCAGCAGCACAAUCUUCUUUGUUCAAGCAAUAAAAUUUCGCUUAUUCCGACGGUUUGCACGAUGGAUUACGGAGGACCAAUUUCGAAUCGUGAAAACAUCCGCUUUCUGCCGUAUCUCUACGGCGUGGUAUCGAACCUUAGUACAGGAUGUGGUGAUGAUCUGAUUGGGACCAGAAUAUAUCCUCACAUAAACUGGAUCGAAAGUAUUGUGCUCGAUCACACCCGCGAUCGAUUAAUAUUUAGUAAACGUUAG
Messenger RNA from Sabethes cyaneus, 1311 nucleotides. RefSeq names its product serine protease snake-like. The record is from RefSeq and is a predicted model, not a curated record. The transcript has 6 exons. The coding region runs from base 1 to 1311 and encodes 436 amino acids. Lineage: Eukaryota; Metazoa; Arthropoda; Insecta; Diptera; Culicidae. Gene Ontology annotation, biological process: proteolysis. Gene Ontology annotation, molecular function: serine-type endopeptidase activity.